GCGAGGGCGGCUCAGGAACGAGGGGGGAGAGCGUUCAGUAGGCCUAUAUGUGACGCUACUUCUCUGAAACAUCCAAAGUAUUCCUGGAGGCCUCCUAAAGCCGGACGCUACAAGCUACCGACGUGAGGGGCUUUUAAAGACAUGCAGGCGGAGGCGACCACCGCUGGGAACGCGACCACCGCCGGGAACGCGACCACCGCCGGGAACGCGACGGCCUGCGAUCCGCCGUACGACCUGGCCCGUGUCCCCAUGGUAGUCCUCUACAGCGUCGUCUUCGUCGUGGGCUUCCCCGCCAACCUCCUCACCUUGUGGUUCACCUGGAGGCAGGUGCGGCGCAAUAACGUGCUGGGGGUCUACCUGUGCAGCCUGUCUGUGUGCGACCUGAUCUACCUGUCGACGCUGCCCCUGUGGGCGCUCUACAUCGACGGCUGCCACAAGUGGGCCUGGGGCUCCCGCGCCUGCCAUGUCACCGGCUUUGUCUUCUACACCAACAUGUACAUCAGCAUCCUGCUGCUGUGCUGCGUCUCGUGCGACCGCUACGUGGCCGUGCGCUACGCCCUGGAGUCGCGUGGCCUGCGGCGCCCACGCGUUGCCGCGGGCAUCACGGCGGCCAUCGUGGUGAUGGUGAUGGCGGCGCACGUGCCCGUCUUCUUGAUGCGCGAGGGCGACACGGAUCACAAGCUAGAUAUGAGGUGCUUCGAGCCGGAUCACACCCCCAGCCAAUACGUCACGGCCUUCAACUACGCGCGCUUCUUCCUGGGCUUCGUGGUGCCGCUGGCGCUGCUGACCGCCUCAAACUACGGCGUCCUGCGCGCGGUGCGCGCCAGCCACUCGCUGCAGCUCGGCCAGAAGAGGCGUGUGCGCUGGCUGGCGGUCGCCGUGGUGACGCUGUUCCUGGUGGGCUUCGCGCCGUACCACCUGGUCCUGCUGGUGCGCGCCGCCUUCUCCCACUACCCUGAGCACCAUGAGCUUCAUUUAGCUUUCUCCAGGUGGAUCUACGCGCCGUACUACGUGUCUCUGGGCUUCUCCACCCUCAACAGCGCCUGCAACCCCCUCCUCUACGUGCUGUCCAGCGGGGACGCGCGCGAGGAGCUGUCCCUUGCGCUGCGGGGUCAGAGCGAGGUCACAAUGGGGACAGCCUGGGGGUGUAAUGGAGAGGUGACAACACGUUCGAUACUAUAUAGAAGUGUUUCGAGGACUCAGUGCGACGUCGGCUCGGGAACGAGGGGGGAGAGCGUUCAGUAGGCCUAUAUGUGACGCUACUUCUCUGAAACAUCCAAAUUAUUCCUGGAGGCCUCCUAGAGCCGGACGCCACAAGCUACCGACGUGAGGGGCUUUUACAGGUAAUAUGUUUGACAGCUAGUGUGCAACAACAUGUUCUGGUGAACCCCAUAGGGAACGAACACUAGCGGCUCUCUGUUGACCAGGAUAGUCGCCACUUGUAGGCUCUCAGUGUGUUGUCAUGAGGAGACUCGGGGAGAGGAGAGAGAACCUUCUGGAAGAAGCAGUGAAAUACUCACCGCUAUUGAUAAUGCAUGGUGCAUUGCCUUGUAAUCAACAAUUCCUCACUUUUUAAAAUAAAAUAAGCUUUGAUUUGAGAA
This is a messenger RNA of Gadus morhua (Atlantic cod), 1601 nucleotides long. RefSeq names its product probable G-protein coupled receptor 132. The record is from RefSeq and is a predicted model, not a curated record. The transcript has 2 exons. Gene Ontology annotation, molecular function: G protein-coupled receptor activity. NCBI's taxonomy places the organism in Eukaryota, Metazoa, Chordata, Actinopteri, Gadiformes, Gadidae. Gene Ontology annotation, cellular component: membrane. Gene Ontology annotation, biological process: G protein-coupled receptor signaling pathway; G1/S transition of mitotic cell cycle; negative regulation of G2/M transition of mitotic cell cycle. Bases 142 to 1245 code for a protein of 367 amino acids.